CUCGUCUCCAUUGCAUUGCAUUCCAUCCCAUCUCUCCUCUCCGAUCCAUCCCCUCUCUCGGUGACCCCUUUCCCCCUUCUCUCUCCAUCGCCGAAGGGGUCGCCCCUCUCUCUCUCUCUUUCUCUUCUCUCUCUCUCUCUCAAAAAUCUGAAAUUAACGAAGAAUCGAGAAGAACCCUAGAAGAUGUCGGAGAUGGCGCAGACAGAUCCGGAAGGGAUCGAUGGAGUGCGGAUGACCUGGAACGCCUGGCCGCGAACAAAGGUGGAAGCCAGCAAGUGCGUUAUCCCAAUCGCCGCCUCAAUUUCGCCGAUCCGGUCGCAUCCAGACGUGCCGACCGUCCCUUACCCUGCGCUCCGGUGCAAGACCUGCGUGGCGGCGCUCAACCCGUUCUGCCGGGUGGACUUCGCCGCGCUCAUCUGGAUCUGCCCGUUCUGCUUCCAGCGCAACCACUUCCCCCACCAUUACUCCUCCAUCUCCGCCACAAACGUCCCCGCGGAGCUCUACCCGCAGUACACCACCAUCCAGUACUCGCUCCCGACGCCGUCUCCUUCUCAGCCGCCCGUUUUCGUCUUCGUCCUUGACACCUGCAUGAUCGAGGAGGAGCUGGGGUUCGCCAAAUCGGCCCUCAAGCAGGCGAUCGGCUUGUUACCCGAGGACGCUCUCGUCGGUUUCGUUUCGUUCGGAACGCAGGUCCAGGUUCACGAAUUGGGGUUUUCCGAUAUGUCCAAGGUUUACGUAUUCCGGGGCUCGAAGGAGUUGUCGAGAGAUCAGGUUUUGGAUCAGUUGGGGCUCGGUGUCGCGGGGCGCAGGAUUGGGCAGCAGGCGUUCCAGAAGGCGGGACCGACCGGGAUCCCGACAUCGGGGGUUACGAGGUUUAUGCUCCCUGCUUCAGACUGUGAAUUUGCCCUCGAUACGCUCUUGGACGAGUUAGGAACAGAUCAGUGGCCUGUCCAACCUGGUAACCGGGCAUUGAGAUGCACGGGAGUGGCAUUGAGCAUUGCUGCAGGUUUACUUGGAGCUUGUUCAGGUGGCACUCCGGCUAGAAUUAUAGCCUUGGUCGGUGGUCCUUGCACAGAAGGGCCAGGCACGAUUGUGUCAAAAGAUUUAUCAGAUCCAGUGCGUUCACAUAAAGAUCUUGAUAAGGAUGCGGCUUCAUAUUUUAAAAAAGCAGUCCAAUUUUAUGAGGAGCUUGCGAAACAGUUGGUCAGCCAAGGUCACCUCUUAGACCUUUUUGCUUCUGCUCUCGAUCAGGUUGGGGUUGCUGAGAUGAAGGUGGCUAUUGAACGAACUGGUGGUCUUGUUGUUUUAGCUGAAAGUUUUGGUCACUCUGUUUUUAAGGAUUCUUUCAGACGAGUAUUUGAAGAUGGAGAACAGUCUCUUGGCCUCUCCUUUAAUGGCACACUUGAGAUUAAUUGCUCCAAGGACAUCAAAAUUCAGGGGAUCAUCGGACCCUGCACAUCUGUGGAGAAGAAAGGCCCUGCUGUUGCCAGUACAGUUAUUGGACAGGGAAAUACUACCUCCUGGAAGAUGUGUGGUCUCGACAAAAGUACUUGCUUGACUGUUUUCUUUGAUAUUUCAUCCAGUGAAAAAUCAGAGCCUUCAGCAAAUGUAAACCAGAUGUUAUACUUACAGUUCCUUACAAGUUACCAAAGUCCUGAUGGUCAAACAAGGCUGCGAGUUACAACUGUUAGUAGGAGAUGGGUGGACAGUUCUGUCGGGUCAGAGGAGCUAAUACAAGGAUUUGAUCAGGAAACUGCUGCUGUAGUGAUGGCAAGAUUCGCUUCUCAUAAGAUGGAGAUGGAGGAAGGAUUUGAUGCCACUAGGUGGUUAGAUAGGACUCUUAUUCGUCUCUGUUCCAAGUUUGGUGACUACCGGAAGGAUGAUCCUGCAUCUUUUACAUUGAACCCAUGUUUUUCUUUGUUCCCUCAAUUUAUGUUCAACCUGCGACGGUCACAAUUUGUGCAGGUCUUCAACAAUAGUCCAGAUGAGACAGCAUAUUUCCGUAUGUUGUUAAACAGGGAAAAUAUAACAAAUGCAGCAGUCAUGAUUCAACCAUCACUAAUAUCAUAUUCAUUCAAUUCACUGCCUGGACCAGCAUUGUUGGAUGUGGCUUCUAUAUCAGCUGAUCGUAUCCUCUUACUGGAUUCUUAUUUCAGUGUAGUUAUUUUCCAUGGAAUGACAAUAGCUCAGUGGCGGAACAUGGGCUACCAGAAUCAGCCUGAACACCAAGCAUUUGCACAGUUAUUGCGAGCUCCUCGUGAUGAUGCUCAGAUGAUCAUUCGAGAUCGGUUCCCUGUCCCCAGAUUGGUCGUUUGCGAUCAGCAUGGUUCCCAGGCAAGAUUCUUGUUAGCAAAGUUGAACCCAUCGGCUACGUACAGCAAUGCUCAUGAGAUGGCUGCUGGCACAGAAAUGAUCUUUACGGAUGAUGUCAGUCUUCAGGUGUUCUUUGAGCAUCUUCAGAGGCUGGCUGUGCAAUCUUCCUGAGAGCAGAAUAGAGUCGGGAAAUUUAAUGGUGAUAUAUGAUGUGGGGGUAAUUUGUUGUUUUUAUGAGGAUUAAAAAGUGCGAAAAAUCUGCGCCCCUCCCUGGUAUCCUUUAGUAAUAGUGAGAUAUAUAUAUAUAUAUAUAUUGCCUUAUGUUUUGGGUAUCAUCUUAUCAUGAUAGCUAGGCUAGCUAGCUAGCUAGCUCGGAUGCCAUGCCAAAAUUAUUCAAACCACAAGGGAAGCACCUAUCAUUCUUUUUGAGUUGCUGGGGAGGUAUUAGCUUCCUUGGGAAGAAUAAGGGAACAAGGUCAGUUGAUUUUGAGCUGUAUGGAAGGAAGGAAGGAAUGAAUGAAUUAGGAAAAACAUGAGAGAAUGUAAGUUAAAAAAGAGGUCAGAAUUCAGAAUCCAAUUUGUUUUCCUUAUUUUUUUGGGGGCUCUCUUCAUCAUCUUCUUCUUUGUAUCCAGUUUUUUCUUCCUUGUGUAUUGGAAUGUUAAGGUUAUCAUAUACACUACUGCAUGCGGGGGCCUCUUAUUACCCAGGUUGAAAGUUGAAUAGAAACUUGUGCUUUGUUGCUCUCUGUUCUUUACAA
Diospyros lotus (date-plum) is the source of this 3071-nucleotide messenger RNA. RefSeq names its product protein transport protein SEC23-like. Gene Ontology annotation, molecular function: GTPase activator activity; zinc ion binding. Gene Ontology annotation, biological process: intracellular protein transport; endoplasmic reticulum to Golgi vesicle-mediated transport; COPII-coated vesicle budding. Lineage: Eukaryota; Viridiplantae; Streptophyta; Magnoliopsida; Ericales; Ebenaceae. Gene Ontology annotation, cellular component: endoplasmic reticulum exit site; COPII vesicle coat. Bases 184 to 2484 code for a protein of 766 amino acids. The transcript has 12 exons. The record is from RefSeq and is a predicted model, not a curated record.